AUGGAGAUGGUUGCGAGAUGAUGAUGAUGGUGGUGAUGCCACACGCAAAAAGAACGGAGGAGGAUUGGCUCAGCAGCAGCAGCGAAGAAAGAGACCACACACCACCACCAACAUCAUCCUCCAUCAUCAUCAGCAUCCUCCUCCGUCACCAUCAUCUCCUCGCCAGAAAGCCUAAUUUUUUAAUUUUUUUUCUUCUUUCCCAGCAUCAAUAAUGCAACACUAUGGCCGAUGGAGAAAUAAAAAAGGUGAAAGUGGCGCACAUGCACCGCACCCAUGUCACUCUCCUCGUCUCAUCCGUCACCUGCCGCUGGGAGCCAAGAGGUCGGCGCAUCAACAGCCGGAGACACACGCUGGACGUGCUGCGCGUAGCCGUGGCUCUUUCAUGGCCGCCCGCGCAACAAAGCCGAGCGAACAACGACCGAAAGGAAAAACUGGCUGGCCGAUCACACCCACUCGGCGAGCACCACCCACCCAUCCAUCUCCGCGCCAGUGCGCCAGCGCAGAGUGGAACCCACCAAGUCGAGCGCAGAGCAAAGUGGGUUUUUUUCUUCUUCUCGCCUGGCUGUCGCUCUUCCUCUGCUCUUCAGGGCGCCCAGUGUCCCGCACUGCGCUGCACUGCUCGGCCCAUGUCCAGCCACUUGAUCCACCCCUGCAUGUGUUAUUUUUGUCGUGGGCUCCGCAGCGCUGCCCCACCCUCCGGGGCAAUACGCCUGCGCUCGAUCCAGCCACUCGAUCACCAGCCACACGGACCUUUUUUUCAUUCAUUCAUUCUUCCUUCGCAAAAUAUUAUGUAAUCGGAGACUCGGCCGAGAGCGCUGCUUGGCUUUGAGCCGCUAUGGAACCAUGGUGUAAUCGCUGAUCAUGUAUGGGAGAACAUACCACCAUCUUUGUAUCGACGUUGAAGCAGAAGCGGCAGCAGCAGGCACAGAGACGGUAAAGCAUUGCGGGACAAGGAAAGGCGCCGCGGAGAGCAAACUACGGCAGCUCAUCCACCAGCACUCUUCGGCUCCCACCCACCGGUCCCUAUGCUUCACAUUCCAUUGCUUGAAUGCUGGGCGCGUGUACCCUUGGUGUACUCUGAAAUCUGUACUUGUCGUGACAGUCUACUGACA
Tilletiaria anomala UBC 951 is the source of this 1112-nucleotide messenger RNA. RefSeq lists its product as uncharacterized. The transcript has a single exon. NCBI's taxonomy places the organism in Eukaryota, Fungi, Basidiomycota, Exobasidiomycetes, Georgefischeriales, Tilletiariaceae. The record is from RefSeq and is a predicted model, not a curated record. Bases 212 to 829 code for a protein of 205 amino acids.